AUGCCAGACACCGUCCAACCCCCCCAGAUAAUCGGCUAUGCCCAGCCGUGGAUAGUGUCUCCAGGAGAGUCAGUCGAUAUCAAACUUUCGUCUACCGAUAGACGAUAUUCCCAUCGGCUGGUCCGUCUUAUCCAAGGCUACAGUGGGCCACAUGCCCCGCCGCUUGUUGAAGAGGAGAUCGAAGAAGUCCCUAGAGGAGAGCACGACAAUGGACACUACCAGUCAGCCAACCCAGGGUCUUACGCGCUCAUACCCUCGUGGGAGGAUGUUCCGCACAACCCCGACGCUGGCAUUCAAGUGGAACUAUAUUUCCAGCCGUAUCUGCUGCAGACAGAGCAAUAUUGUCAGAGUCUGAUUUCCUGCCUCGACGUGAGCUCUCACACGGGAUUUGCGGUGAUCCUGCGAAACUCGAGGCUGGCGAUUCUUUUAGGUACCGGUAGCAGAAUUGAGGUCCUGGAAAGCCAGUUUCCUGUCAAUCGCUGGCGGUGGAUUCACGUACACCUGGAGGUUUCUGGCCGCAGCGUCAGCUCAAAGAUCGAGCAGUUGAAUCGCCUGGUGGAGAAGUCACCGUCCCCAGAAGUCGUCACGGAGACCUUGGGAUCGCCGUUGGUUUUGGGCUCUAAUGCUUUACUCUUUGGCGCCGCCAUGUUUCGAUCGCCGGACGAGCUGAGCGCCAGACCCUCGUGCUUCUAUAACGGCCGCCUUGACUCCCCCUCAGUCGUCAGCUCUGGGACGGUGAUCGCACGAUACGACUUCUCCCUGAAAAUGACAAGCGAUGCCAUCGUCGAUACAUCUGGGAACAGGUGUCAUGGGUAUCUCAUCAAUUCACCGACCCGAGCAGUGAAAGGGCAUGACUGGGAUGGCUCUGAACCAGAUUGGACCAAAGCAAAGUACGGUUACGGGGCGAUUCACUUCCACGAAGACGACCUGGACGAUGCACAGUGGUCGACCAGCUUCUCUGUAACCAUACCUCGGAUGGCCCGGUCCGGUGCCUACGCGGUGGAGGUGAAGAGUCUUGAAGGCACGGGGGGGCGAGAUAUGGUGACCUUCUUCGUCCGCCCAAAUGCAGAGUCAAAGGCAACUGUGGCCCUUGUCAUGACCACGUUCACCUAUCUUGCAUAUGCAAACGAGCGUAUGUUUGAUCAGACUCGGUCGUCCGCAAUGACAACCCCAGACGGAGUCCCUGUUGCAAGAGGAAACGAAUAUGUCGACAGGCUAGACCAGCGGCCUGACCUGGGUCUCUCGGCCUACGAUGUCCACAGAGACGGUUCUCCCUGUGCAUAUUCCACUGCCCUUCGACCAAUCCUGAACGUGCGCCCAGGAUAUGUGCACUGGGCAUUGGACCGCCCUCGGGAAUUCAGUGCAGAUUUGCUUAUGGUCGGCUUCCUAGAGAAACUCGGGGUUUCCUACGACAUCGUCACAGACCACUGCCUCCAUACCCAAGGCCAAGAGGCCCUCUCCCGAUUUGAUACCGUGAUUACAGGCUGCCACCCAGAAUACCAGUCGCUGCAGACGCUGGAUGCCUUUGCAGGAUUUGCGAGGGCAGGUGGCAAUUUGAUGUACUUGGGUGGCAACGGGUUCUACUGGGUUGCGGAAAUCGACACAGCCCGUGCACAUCGUCUUGAAGUUAGAAAGGGAGAUCAAGGCUGUCGCUCUGUGACCUUUCCGGCUGGUGAACGGAUGCAUAGUAUAAGUGGUAUGCAGGGCGGGCUUUGGCGAAGUCGCGGACGGGCUGCUAACUAUUUGUUUGGCAUCGGCCCGUGUGCGUUUGGAACGGGGAAAGGGAAACCAUACAGGGCGAACACAGCGUAUGCCAGCAAUCCGCGGUUAUCGUGGAUUUUCGACGGUAUUAAUCUGAAAGACCCAAUUGGUGAACAUGGGUUCGGUGGUGGUGCCAGUGGCGAUGAAAUUGAUCGCUUGGAUUAUGAGCUUGGGUCACCGCCGCAUACAUUUGUCCUGGCUACCAGCGAACAGCAUGAUGAUAGCUUUGGCCUGUUUAACGAAGACUCGAUGUUUCCAAUGGUAAACACACUGGGGUCCAGCUGUGACCGGGUUAGAAGCGAUCUGACAUACUACGAGACAGCGGGGGGUGGUGCGGUGUUCUCCGUAGGCAGUAUCAAUUGGAUGAGCAGCCUGGGAUGGGAUGCGUAUGAGAAUAAUGUUGCGAGAAUGACAAGCAACGUAAUCCACGAGUUUUCAAGACGGGGAAGGGGCUGA
Messenger RNA from Aspergillus puulaauensis, 2217 nucleotides. RefSeq lists its product as uncharacterized. The transcript has 2 exons. NCBI's taxonomy places the organism in Eukaryota, Fungi, Ascomycota, Eurotiomycetes, Eurotiales, Aspergillaceae. The record is from RefSeq and is a predicted model, not a curated record. The coding region runs from base 1 to 2217 and encodes 738 amino acids.